Lycium barbarum (goji berry) is the source of this 1962-nucleotide messenger RNA. RefSeq lists its product as uncharacterized. The transcript is spliced from 6 exons. Lineage: Eukaryota; Viridiplantae; Streptophyta; Magnoliopsida; Solanales; Solanaceae. Bases 142 to 1758 code for a protein of 538 amino acids. The record is from RefSeq and is a predicted model, not a curated record.
GUUUUUCAUAUAUUGAGAGAAUUUAGAAAAACACUGAAUUUAGACAGUUUUUCAUAUUGGAGAAUUCACCGUGGAAGAUUUUAGCAUUGGUAAAGCUCCGUAGCUGCUAUUCAGUAUUGAAGUUAUCUGAAAUACUUGGAAAUGUCUUUCCAGAAUAAGGGCCCUUGGGUGCUAAAAGACAUUGGUGCUCUAACUGAUGGAGAGAGGGGUGGCGGGACUUCCUUGCGGAUGGAACAGAAGCGUGCUCAUCAAUUUUUUAUGGAUCCUUCAGUAGGGGAGUUAUUCUCCAAUAAGAAACAAGUUGUGCAGUCUGUCAGUGAUACACCAAUUUCAACACCUGCAAGUGCGAACUUGUCCUACUGGAGUAACACAUCCAAUUUUCAAUCUGCCCCAGUUCCUUCUAGUGAUCGUUCAUGUGCACCUCAGCCUCUAGGGUCAUUCAGUUUUGGCAAUGAAAAUGUGAAAAGUGAAAACAGCCAUUUCAUUAAUCUUCUUCAAAAUAAUUCAACUGUUGGCUUAGCUAUGUCUCAUGUCUGGGAAGAUACUCUUUAUCUGAAUGCUGGAACUACAGGAGCUAGAGUCAAUCUAGCAGAUGAACGUAUAAGUGAUUAUUCUUUACUUUCACGCAACUCUUCAGAUACCGGAGAAGAUAGCAUAAAUGCUACAUCUCUAGGACUGACAUGUAGAGCUGGAAUUGGAAGUGUUAUUUCGAUGGGGCACGACUUUGCAAAGGAAAAACAAACCGCCAGUCUUGUAGACCGUACAAAUUACAAGGGGAAUGAUAAUUUCAUGCUAAUGGGUCAUCAGUACAGCAGGGGUGACCACAAUCUGUAUCUUAUGGAUCAAUCACUAGACACAGGAAACGGCUAUUAUAAGACAGUGAAUCAGCCAUACAAGGAAAAUGGCAAUUUCCCUUCUUACAGGAAAGCUAAUGAAGACUUAAUGCCUGCGGGUGUGACCAGUAAUAAGGAUAUUGGUGUUGCCUCUAGGAUCCCAACUCUUGAGGAAGUGGUACCAGCUGUUGUAUCAGCUGGUACUUGCAGCAAAGAAAAUUCAAGCUUCAUAUCAAUGAAUAAGUUUGAAAACGGCAACAUAUCUUUUGGAGGGUUUCAGCAUAAGCCUGAGGAAAUUAAUACACCUAGUUCUGGCAAGGUCAUCAGCAGCUAUGACUUGGUGAUAAGUGAACCCUCUCGUGAAGCUUCAGAAUCUCUGACAGACAAAAGUAUGGUGGAACAUUCUGUGGAUCAAAUUGAGACUGUUGCUCCAAAGUCUACUGUCAAAACAGAAAACGCGUCCAAGCAGAAGGUGCAGAAGACACCUAAGAGUUGGCGGAACAAUUUCCCAUCCAAUGUUAGAAGUUUAAUGGCAACUGGUAUACUUGAUGGAGUGCCCGUGAAGUAUGUCUCGUGGUCAAGGGAGAAAACUGUUAGAGGAGUUAUUAAAGGGACUUAUUACCUGUGUGGCUGCAAUGACUGCAAGCUGUCCAAGAGUCUAAGUGGUUUUGAAUUUGAGAGUCAUGCUGCUUGCAAGACCAGACACCCUAACAAUCAUAUUUACUUCGAGAAUGGGAAGACAAUUUUUUCCGUGGUGCAGGAGUUGAAGAAUACUCCUCAGGAAAUGCUCUUUGAAGCAAUUCAAAAUAUCACUGGUUCUCCAAUCAACCAGAAAAAUUUCGAAACCUGGAAAGCGUCCUUCCAAGCUGCUAGUCGUGAGCUUCAGCGUAUCUACACAGAAGAUGAAGUGGCAAAACCAUCUUGAUCUGCUGAUUCUUGUGCAACUGGUUUUUCUUGAUGUUCCUGAUGGAGCAACUGUGCUCUAAUUUUGAAACUGCGAACCCCCCGUUUUGAUUUUAUAGAUGAACAUAUGGUGUUGUGUUAUAUUGGAUUUUUAAUGGCUGUGACCGCUAAUCAUGCUACUCCCUGUUUAAGCUCUUUUUUCUUUUAUAAAAGUUUGGAUUUUGGU